UGCAAGAUGGCCAUUUCCUCUUAUUCAGACUGGUCUUUAGCUUGCAUUCACUCUCGCAGUCACAGAAAUUCCCACAUAUUAACUUUGAUCCCAACAUGCAAAACCCUUCCCUUUUUCCCUGCAAUUUCAUGCUCAAAAGUCCAAAAUUUUCAGUUCAACACCACAGGUUGCUCUUCUCCAAUAUUAGAAGAGGGCCAAGAGGCCUCUAGCAACUUGCCAGUGAUCGAGUUGAAUGUACCGUUUCAAGAUUCUAAGCAAAACCCAGUACAAGAUUCUGCAAAAUUAAAUGAUUUCUUACGUGGGUUAUUUGGAAGUCCUCAAACCGAGGAUCUUGCUUUCGAGUACUAUGAAAAAAUGAAAGGAAGCCCAGAAUUUAGACCGGAGAAAUCAACUUUAAAGCAUGUAAUCAGGUAUUUGUUACGUUCAAAGAAAUGGUGUAUGAUUUUAGUAGUUUGUGAUGAUUUCAAGAACUACAAUGCGUUGCCUGAUAGUUCCACUUGUUCAAAAUUGAUUAGUAGUUGCAUUAGAGCUAGAAAAUUCAAAAUUGUUGAGACUUUGCUUGAAGUUUUCAAAUCUAAUGGUAAAGUCAGUGUCUUGGCCUUUGGUUCUGCAAUUAGAGGCUAUAACAAGCUUCAUAUGUAUAGAAGCACCAUUGUAGCAUUUGGGAAAAUGAGAUCUGCUGGAGUUGUUCUGGAUUCUGAAUGUUCAUGCCAUAUUAUGGAAGCUUAUAUGAGACUUGGUGAUUCUGAUAAAGUGGUUGAAUUGUUUUGUGAAUUAGAAAGUAGUCAACUAGAUUUUUAUUCAUCACCGUUUUGCACUCGUAUAUAUGGGACUCUAAUUGAGUCUCUAGGCAAAUCAGGAAGAGCUUUUGAAGCUCUUGAAUACUUCAAAGAAAUGACAAGGAAAGGAAUUUCCAAGGAUUCUUCGGUUUACUCUUCUUUGAUUUGUUCUUUUGCAAGCUUGCGAGAAGUAAAGGUGGCCGAAGAUCUUUUUGAAGAAGGGAAAAGCAAACAAAUGUUGAGAGAUCCGGGGCUGUACUUAAAACUAGUGUUGAUGUAUGUGAAAGAAGGACUAAUGGAGAAGACACUUGAAAUUGUUAAAGCAAUGAAAAGUUCAAAGUUAAAAAUUUCUGAUUGUAUAUUCUGUGCAAUUGUCAAUGGCUUCUCAAAGAAAAGAGGAUUUCUAGCUGCAGUUAAGGUAUAUGAAGAGCUAAUUUCUCAGGGAUGUGAACCAGGACAAGUUACAUACUCCUCGAUUAUAAAUGCAUAUUGUCAUCUUGGGCUCUAUUCGAAAGCAGAAAUGUUAUUUUCAGAGAUGGAACAAAAGGGGUUUGAUAAGUGUGUUGUGGCUUAUUCUAGCAUGAUUGUAAUGUAUGGCAAAACGGGGAGGCCUAAAGAUGCAAUGAGGCUUUUGGCCAAGAUGAAAGAAAGAGGGUGUGAACCAAAUGUUUGGAUUUACAAUUCUUUGAUGGAAAUGAAUGGAAAGGCCAAUAAUUUAAGGCAGGUAGAGAAGCUAUGGAAGGAGAUGAAGCGAAGAAAGGUUGCACCAGAUAAGGUUAGUUACACUAGUGUUAUUAGUGCUUAUAGUAAAGCCAAGGAGUUUGAGACGUGCCUGAGAUAUUACAAUGAGUUUAGGAUCAAAGGGGGUGAGAUUGACAAGGUCAUGGCUGGAAUUAUGGUUGGAGUUUUUUCAAGGAGUAGUCGGAUCGAUGAGUUGGUGAAGCUUUUACGGGAUAUGAAAUCUGAAGGAACACGAUUAGAUGGGAGGCUUUAUCGAUCAUCGAUGAAUGCAUUGAGGGAUUCUGGGUUGCAAGUGGAAGCCAAAUGGUUGCAGGAGUAUUUUGCCAAAAUGUACUUAGAUUGAAGCACAUUUUUCCUUUUUUAAAUAUUGAUUUCUUCUCUUAUAUAUAAAUAGUGUAUAUUAAAAUUUUUGUUGUAUGAUAUUGCAAUUUUUACCAUUGGAACCA
Messenger RNA from Quercus lobata, 1966 nucleotides. RefSeq names its product Pentatricopeptide repeat (PPR-like) superfamily protein. Gene Ontology annotation, molecular function: protein binding. Bases 7 to 1863 code for a protein of 618 amino acids. The transcript has a single exon. The record is from RefSeq and is a predicted model, not a curated record. Gene Ontology annotation, cellular component: chloroplast. NCBI's taxonomy places the organism in Eukaryota, Viridiplantae, Streptophyta, Magnoliopsida, Fagales, Fagaceae. Gene Ontology annotation, biological process: chloroplast-nucleus signaling pathway; mitochondria-nucleus signaling pathway.